Messenger RNA from Wyeomyia smithii (pitcher-plant mosquito), 655 nucleotides. It is a transcript of the gene RpL11, whose product is annotated as 60S ribosomal protein L11. Gene Ontology annotation, biological process: translation. The transcript is spliced from 2 exons. Gene Ontology annotation, cellular component: ribosome; cytosolic large ribosomal subunit. Gene Ontology annotation, molecular function: RNA binding; structural constituent of ribosome. Lineage: Eukaryota; Metazoa; Arthropoda; Insecta; Diptera; Culicidae. The record is from RefSeq and is a predicted model, not a curated record. The coding region runs from base 63 to 572 and encodes 169 amino acids.
AGGAAUGUUUAUUACAUUUUCAGGCUUCCAAAAUUGCUGGAAAAGAUAAAUCUAAAAAUUUGAUGCGUGAUCUUCGUAUCCGCAAGCUGUGUUUAAAUAUCUGCGUAGGUGAGUCUGGCGAUCGGUUGACUCGCGCUGCUAAAGUGCUCGAACAGCUAACUGGACAAACACCAGUUUAUUCCAAGGCUCGUUAUACAGUUCGUUCAUUCGGUAUUCGUCGUAACGAAAAAAUAGCUGUUCAUUGCACGGUUCGAGGAGCGAAGGCCGAAGAAAUUCUUGAACGCGGUUUAAAAGUACGAGAGUACGAGUUAAGACGCGAUAAUUUCUCUCAAACUGGCAACUUCGGGUUUGGUAUCCAGGAACAUAUUGAUUUGGGAAUAAAGUACGAUCCUUCUAUUGGUAUCUAUGGACUGGAUUUCUAUGUUGUACUUGGGCGACCAGGAUACAAUGUAGCACAAAGGCGACGCAAAACCGGUAAAAUUGGCUUUAUUCAUCGUCUUACAAAAGAAGACGCAAUGAAGUGGUUCCAGCAAAAGUACGAUGGUAUCAUCCUAAACAGCAAAGCAAAAUAGGAUUCGUUCCAACCCACAAAGAUCGUUUUUAUUAUACCUGUAAUAAGCUAACAUUAAAACGAGAGCUAGGAACUAUCUUAAAA